This is a messenger RNA of Glycine soja, 1447 nucleotides long. RefSeq names its product feruloyl CoA ortho-hydroxylase 1-like. The record is from RefSeq and is a predicted model, not a curated record. NCBI's taxonomy places the organism in Eukaryota, Viridiplantae, Streptophyta, Magnoliopsida, Fabales, Fabaceae. Bases 75 to 1142 code for a protein of 355 amino acids. The transcript is spliced from 2 exons.
CCAAGUUAAGCAAAAAAAUCUCAAUUAGCAACACCUAAACCUCUAAGCUAUAUCCACUCAAUCAAGCAAUUAACAUGGCACCAACCUUAAUCCCCUCAGAUCUCACUGAAUUUGUGAUGCUUCAAGGGAAUGGAGUAAAGGGCCUCUCUGAAAUGGGCCUAAAGAGCCUCCCAAGUCAAUAUGUCCAACCUUUGGAAGAGAGGGUGAUCAAUGUUGUACCUCAAGAGUCCAUUCCCAUCAUUGACAUGUCCAAUUGGGAUGACCCAAAAGUACAAGAUGCAAUUUGUGAUGCAGCUGAGAAGUGGGGCUUCUUCCAAAUCAUCAACCAUGGGGUGCCCCUUGAAGUAUUGGACAGUGUCAAGGAUGCAACUUAUAGGUUUUAUGGGCUGCCACCUAAGGAAAAAGUUAAGUACACAAAAGAGAAUUCUUCAACAAAGCAUGUGAGGUAUGGGUCUAGCUUUAGCCCUGAAGCAGAGAAGGCCCUAGAGUGGAAGGAUUAUCUAAGCCUCUUUUAUGUUUCUGAGGAUGAGGCUGCAGCAACAUGGCCCCCUGCAUGCAGGAAUGAAGCGCUGGAAUACAUGAAGAGAUCUGAAAUCUUGAUCAAACAACUUUUAAAUGUGUUAAUGAAGAGGCUAAAUGUGAGUGAAAUUGAUGAGACAAAUGAAUCAUUAUUUAUGGGUUCAAAGAGGAUCAACCUCAACUAUUAUCCUGUUUGCCCAAAUCAUGAUCUAACGGUAGCAAUAGGGCGACACUCUGAUGUCUCAACACUAACUGUUCUCCUUCAAGAUGAAACUGGUGGCCUCUACGUCCGAGCACCGAACCACCACGGCUGGAUUCAUGUACCACCGGUCUCCGGUGCUAUAGUGAUCAAUAUAGGUGAUGCACUCCAAGUAAUGAGCAAUGGGAGAUACAAGAGUAUUGAGCAUCGUGUGUCAGUCAAUGGAAGCAAGACUAGGGUUUCAGUGCCUAUUUUUGUGAACCCUAGACCCUCAGAUGUUAUUGGCCCUUUGCCUCAAGUGCUUGCUAGUGGAGAGAAGGCCCUGUAUAAAAAUGUGUUGUAUUCGGAUUAUGUGAAGCAUUUCUUCAGGAAAGCUCAUGAUGGAAAGUUGACAGUUGAAUAUGCCAAGAUAUGCCAAGUUUAAUUCCUUUGGGAUUUGGGAGGUACUAUGGUAAUGCACUUAUUUGAAGUUAUUUAAUUAUGAUAUGAAGCAAAUUAUAUAUUCAAGCUCUUCAACAUUAUAUAGCUUAUGUUGAAUAUAGUUUAGAAGUAUGCGUGUUCACAAUAAAUUGGCUUUGAAUAUUAGUUUUACAUUGGGCUGGUGAAAAUCCCUUAAGUCGAGGUUUAUUUGUGUUAUAAACCAACUUCUAAAGUUCAUUUGCUAUUUUUUUUAAUCAUUUCAAUGUACUUUACAACUAUUAUACAGAUGCUUGUGAGUAGAAUUGCUAA